Molecule: messenger RNA, 1216 nt
Organism: Neltuma alba
Lineage: Eukaryota; Viridiplantae; Streptophyta; Magnoliopsida; Fabales; Fabaceae
Exons: 3
Coding region: 66-1007 (313 amino acids)
Source: RefSeq, a predicted model, not a curated record
UACCAACCCGUGCCUUCGUGGUUUUGUUUUGGCCUCAGUGGUGUCCUUGACAGCGUCCAAGAUUCAUGGACUUUCGGAAGAAGCUUCUUUUCGUAGCAUUGCUCAUUUUCGCUGUGAUCCAUGGAACUCAGGCAGAUGCUAUGGUAACCGGAACUGUGUUCUGUGACCAAUGCAAGGAUGGCCAAAGAUCGCUUUUCGAUUUUCCCGUUAAUGGUGCUAAAGUGACCAUGACCUGUGCUGAUAGCAAUGGGCAAGUCACUAUGUCAAGAGAAGAGACAACAAAUUGGUUUGGAAGCUAUACGAUGAGGCUUGAUGGAACACCGGACUUGAAUGGUUGUUCUGCUCGUGUGUCAGGCAGUGGUGAGGGAUCAAUGGGUUGUGGUGAAGCUUCUGGUCCACCCCAGAACCUUAGACUUAUGUUUAGGAUGUUUGACAUGGAAAUGUACACAGUGGAUCCUCUGCUAGCUCAGCCUGCCAAGCCAAUGCAACAAUGCGCAUCAUCUUCAAAUCCUGUGCCCGCACCGCCAACACAGCACAAGUCUCCUCCGCCUUUCCAGCUUCCUCCAGUUGCUGGACUUCCCCCCUUGCCACCUUUGCCUCCAUUGCCACCUCCGCCACCGCUUAUCUUUGCAGAAGCUUCAGCGUGUCCUUACCGGAAGUGGACAACGCCAGAAUACAAAUGCUAUUGGAGGGGGGUGAACCCAGAAACAAAAGUAGCAGUAGUUUUUGGAAUGGCUGCAGCCAGGAGAUAUGGGAAUGAUAUGACACUGUGGAAUGGUCUGCAUGGGAGAGGAGACCCUUACAGGACUUUGCUUAGAGAAGGAGUCACUGCACUUUUGAAUUCCUACAACAGCCUUCAGUUCUCUUACCAUCCACUUAGUGUGGUGCAGCACAUGAAUUGGGCCUUGAUGGGUUCAACUAGGACUGUCCUCCUCACUGCUCUACGCUUCAUGAGGGCCAAUUCUGGUGCUGGAAAUGUUACCUGCAAGUUCACCUCCUGCAAAUGAUUUAUGCUUUCCUUUUCUUGCAUAUUCCUACAUCUGAUUUAGAGAAAUCGCUAUAUAUGUGAUUUUCGGUUUAUUUUUAUCCUAUAUGCAGAUUCUACCUUGUGAGAUUAUUUAUACCUACAACACCUCAUAGUAAAGCAGAGUAUUUUCUCUAUUAUGACAUCUCCGCUGUUCUUUAUGAUAUACAUAAUACAAGUUGACAUUAUAUA